AUGUGGCACUAUGGAGCACGGACGCCGAAACCUACGAUCAUAUGGUCACGAAGCUCUGCUAUCAACGGGUUUUGGACCCGGCAACUCAAGCGAUCUCAGGUCAGAGCGGAGGAGAAGCAGCGCAACCCAUCGAAUCUCCGGGAUCCUGUUCAUCGCUACGAAGAUGCUGCAGGACGGCUUAAAUUCCAUGGCACUGAAUCGAUGAAGAUGACAGGGAAGUACACACCUGAAUUUGGUGACAAGAUUGCUGAAGAAUGUGGUCGCCUCAUCCGUGCUUGCCCAAAGCUUGAUGAUCCAGAUGAGACAGCAGACCCACUUGAGAUGUGGGUUUCGUGGAGUUGGGGUUCUAUGUGGGAUGAGGCCGCAAUGAGAGAUGUUGUCAAGUACCUGUAUGGAGCAAAGUCCUUACGCAUUCCUGGUGCUUGGAAGCAAGUUUUGCCGGAGUAUGUAUAA
This is a messenger RNA of Symbiodinium sp. CCMP2592, 453 nucleotides long. Lineage: Eukaryota; Dinophyceae; Suessiales; Symbiodiniaceae. The record is from the annotation of a GenBank genome assembly.